Messenger RNA from Pelmatolapia mariae (spotted tilapia), 4112 nucleotides. Its product is annotated as beta-1,4-galactosyltransferase 3. NCBI's taxonomy places the organism in Eukaryota, Metazoa, Chordata, Actinopteri, Cichliformes, Cichlidae. The record is from RefSeq and is a predicted model, not a curated record. The transcript has 7 exons. Gene Ontology annotation, molecular function: galactosyltransferase activity. Gene Ontology annotation, biological process: carbohydrate metabolic process. Bases 1220 to 2359 code for a protein of 379 amino acids. Gene Ontology annotation, cellular component: Golgi apparatus.
UAAAGCAGCAGCAGCUGUGGCCGUGGCAGGUUGUCGGUGUUGCUGAGCUCUGAGCUGUGACCGCGGAGGGGAGGAGAAAAGUGCCGAGCUGCAGCGGCUCUGCUCAUUCAGCCUCCGAGCCAGCAACCAAACAGCAGCUUCAACUUCAGCGCACAUCGGAAAUACUGAGCAGGAAACGGGCAGCUGGAGGGACACCGACCGCUAACUGUCGCUUCACCUGCAGGGGGAUAAAAACGCCUUCAGAGCCAUGCUGGAGUGACCCAUCCAGUUCCUGUCGAUCCAGUGUGACCAGUGAGCGGCUUAAGGUGGAUUGCAUCAUCAUGGAAUAAUAGCAUUGGGAGUCAAAGCUCGACCUCUUCCUCUUCGUCCUCCUCCCCCUAUUUCUUUUUCUCUCAGCCUCACUCUGUACUGAAAGCCUCCCCCUAACAAACACUCACCCACCCACUCACUCAUGCAGGACCCUUCUGACCACUCCUCCCACGCAAGUCACGGUCCACUCCCACCGUCUCUCCAGCCAGUCAGGCGGUGAGCGGCUGGAAGCCGUGUAAUCCUCUGUAAAGUAUAGCGCCUAUACGGCCGCAUAUGCACCCCUUUGUCAUGGCGGCUGUUGUUGUUGUGGAGGCCUCCCUCAGGAGAGAGCAGGAGGGACAACAGAAGGCAGCAUAAAGCUCACAAAGGCAGGAAGGGAGCUGGAGAGCUGAGAGAGAAGGAGACGCUGCAGAUUGUUUGGCUGGAGGCGAGUGAACUUCACGGGGCAGCGGAUGGUGCUCAGUCGGUGUGAGACUCCAUAAUGUGGGGCUGGCAUUAUCUCCCCAAACCAAACACAAAGUGGACCAACAGUCAACUCUGGAGAUACCUACCACCUGCUGAGCAGCAGCGGGGAAUGCAGUGAGGACAAAGUGGACCAGGUUUUUUUUUCUUUUCUUUUUUUGUGUCUCAGUGUGGAAUAUUUUUCUCUUUUUGUUCUGUUUGGUGGUCUUUGUGAUUACAGCCUACCAAAAGUGCCUUUAUGUGUGACAUCGCCGUGUCUUCGGACAUACUGAAGUUAAAUAUUUCACAGAUUAUCACUCACUUGACAUUUGCCGUGUGCUGCCAUAUUCUGGAUUAUAUAGGAAGUAAAAGGCUUGACGCCACCCUCGACUAAACCUGACAAUCAUCACCUGCUACACCUGAGCAGCAAGUUCCACCUGUCUCCACUGGACCCAUCCGAGCCGUCACCAUGUUCAGUAUUCAGUCCAAAUGGCGCUACCUUAUCAUGUUCCUGGGCAUCCAGCUGGUGGUGAUGGCGCUGCUGUCCCGAGAGGGAUACCAGAAGAGGGUCACUUACUUCAUACGCAUCUUCCGCAAGCCGGACGCCGGCGCUGUAUCAGGCCGCAACCACACCACACCCACGAUCAGUGGAGGGGACGUAUACGCCAACCUCUCCCACCUGCCCAAAGCUCACGGCCAUCGAGACGACAUGCCCUACUGUCCCAAAACGUCCCCUUUAAUAGGAGGGCCGAUCCACGUCAGCUUCCCGUCACGCCUUAGUCUGGCCGAGGUUGAGAGGAAGAAUCCGCUGGUGGUGCGCGGAGGACGAUACAGGCCGCCGGACUGUGUGGCGAGGCAUCGCACGGCCAUCAUCAUUCCCCACAGACACCGAGAGCACCACCUCAAGUUCCUGCUCUACUACCUGCAUCCCUUCCUGCAGCGGCAGCAGCUCAAAUAUGGCAUUUACGUCAUCCACCAGGCUGGAAACUACACCUUUAACAGAGCCAAGCUGAUGAACGCUGGUUUCCGGGAGGCCAUGAAGGAGGAGGACUGGGACUGUCUCUUCUUCCAUGAUGUUGACCUCAUUCCAGAAGACGACCGGAAUACGUACGUCUGUGACUCGAACCCCAAGCACGCGGCCAUCGCCAUGGACAAGUUCGGCUACAAGCUUCCAUACAAGAUGUAUUUUGGAGGCGUGUCAGCUCUGACGCCCCUGCACUACCUUAAAAUGAAUGGUUUCCCCAACAAUUACUGGGGUUGGGGCGGCGAGGACGACGACAUCGGAGUCAGAGUCUCUCUGGCUGGGAUGUACAUCACUCGUCCUUCACUAAAGGUGGGCCGGUACAAGAUGAUCAAACACAAGCUGGACAAAGGCAACGACGUGAACCCAAAGAGGUUCAACAUGCUCGCUAAGACGCGUCAGACCUGGAGGACGGACGGGAUGAACACGGUGGAAUACGAGGUGAUCUCGCGGGAAUAUCUGCCCCUGUACACCAACAUCACCGUGAACAUCGGCACGGAGGCCGGCCUGCACCCGCCGCCCCGGACUCCCCGCCCUGCUCCCAAGGCUGAAGCUAAAGACGCCGCUGAAAAGCUCAAAGAGAAGUAGUCCUCGCUACUCUCACUUCAGACGGAUAAUCCUAUCAGUACAUGCUGUAUGAAGGUGUUGGGUUCUUUUUUUUCCUCUAGAUUUUUCUUCUGUGAGUUUUGUCGCCCGAGCAUCGCUCCGCCUUCACGUCGUCGGGCGUGCUGGGUGAUGAAACGCUUAAAUCUGUUAAAGAUGGAUCAACAGGAACUGAGUCCUUAGCUCUUCUAAGUGAUGUGCCGCUUCCUCCGGUCCUGCUCUAAUUUAUUCUUCUGAGGGAGCCGCAGCCGAGAGAGGGGGGCGGGGCUAACAGUUGGACUCUAUGAGUUUAUAUAUCUGCAGCGCUGUGGUCGCUGGUUUAACCGUGUGAGGCCUUAGAAUCUAUUUUUUUGUCUCGUCUUUUCACUCGUACCUUACUCUACCGAGGAUGGUGGAUUUGAAGGAGCAGCAGUCGCACUGUGUCAGACUCUCGUCUCAAAGCACCGAAGGGGUUUUCUGUGCUUCUGUCACAGUCAAGGCAAAGUUCUCGCUUCUGCACACCUGUCUGUGAACACCUUUAUUUUACACAGACAAACGUUUCUUUUAAGAUUAUGGAUGAGUUUGUGGAAGUACAGUGGGAGUGAUUUCAUGGUGUAGAUGAAGUUGCAGCUCCUCUUUUUUCAGCCUUUUACACCAUCUCCUUAAACUUCAGUAUGUCUGACGUCUUCUGAUUGAAUUCAUCUCUUCUGUGUCUGAUUUCAAUGAGGUUAAGCUUUGCAUCAAAAUGGAGUCUUUUUUUCUUUUCUCUGAUGCUUUAUAUGCAGUGAAUUUUGAUGUGACACUAAUUAUCCUCAAUCUGCACAAAUCUGGGAAAUUAAAUGGAAUGAUGAACUUCAAUGGUCACAUUUAUUAAGCCAAUCAAACAUUAGAAGAAAACUGUAAUCAAUAUUUAAGGCCAAUGACAUUGGGGGAUUUUAGGGGUACUUUAUGUAAAUCCUGGUGUUUUUAAUAAUUGUUAAAAUCCUUUGGAAAAGGUUUCAAGAGAUGACGACACACUUUAGUGUAAUGCCAAUUACAUUACGAGUCACCUUAAAUAAGAACUUGUUGAUGGAGCUAAAUAGAAAUGUAAACACUUGCUGGUGAAACACUGCCCCCAGUGGUCAAAGUUGUAGUUAUAUUUUGUAACUUUAAGGUGCCUUUAAACUAUUUUAAUUACUGAAACAAGAACACUGAAUGAUGGCCUUGCAGGAAAUUCAGCUUCCAGGGUUUUCCUGUAACAGCGAGUCAUUUUGGUACAAAUUAUUUGAGGAAACUGGCGCCUGCUUUACUUAUUAACCACAGAGAUAUCAGCAGCCACCCACCCAAAUAGUGUUUAUGAGGCAAGUAUGGAGGGCAAAGUUUGUGUGUGUGUGUGUGGGGGGGACAUGCAUUUAUUUUUGUAAUUUAAACUAAAUAAAUAAAUAAAUAAAUAAAAUGUGGUUUGAAAAUGUAAACAUUCAAUUUUUAUGUAAUACAGAUUAUGUAGACAACAUGAGGUGGACAGACAUUAGCUCAGUCUUGAUUCUAAUUGGUUAACUGGCCAAACAGACAGAAUUGAAAAAACACUAAUGUAAGUAUGAAUAAUGCAUGCAGGUGUUAAAUAUUAUUAUUUUUUUAACAAACUGUGCACCAACACGGAAAUGGCUCAAAUGUAGUGUUUAACAAGAAAGUAUUUAUUUUCUUGUUAAAUUAUGCCUCCUCAUUUUAUCCUACAUAUGCCUCAGUUUCUUCCACUGACAGAUCUGUGUGUGUGUGGGGG